Rhinocladiella mackenziei CBS 650.93 is the source of this 1413-nucleotide messenger RNA. Its product is annotated as tRNA dimethylallyltransferase. Gene Ontology annotation, cellular component: mitochondrion. The transcript is spliced from 2 exons. Gene Ontology annotation, molecular function: tRNA dimethylallyltransferase activity; ATP binding. Bases 1 to 1413 code for a protein of 470 amino acids. The record is from RefSeq and is a predicted model, not a curated record. Gene Ontology annotation, biological process: tRNA modification. Lineage: Eukaryota; Fungi; Ascomycota; Eurotiomycetes; Chaetothyriales; Herpotrichiellaceae.
AUGCCCCAUCCACCCAAAUAUCCCCUCGUGGCAGUCAUCGGAGCGACAGGGACUGGCAAAUCCAAGUUGGCGGUUGAGCUGGCUACACGCUUCAAUGGCGAAAUAAUCAAUGGAGAUGCUAUGCAAAUGUACAAAGGCCUCCCCAUCAUUACCAACAAGAUUCCGGAGCAGGAACGAAAUGGUAUCCCCCAUCAUUUGCUCGACCAUAUCGAUCUCGGGGAGAAACCCUGGACGGUCACCCAAUUUGUCAAGAACGGCACUCGCAUCGUUGACGAGGUCAGAUCGAGGGGAAAGCUACCUAUAGUGGUUGGUGGGACGCAUUACUAUACCCACGCAUUGCUGUUCAAAGAUGCCACUCUUAUCAAUGACAGGGAUGAGUCCGAGUCCGAUCAUGAACAGAAAGUAUCGAGUGAAGAAGAAUUUCCUCUCUUGUCCAAGUCGACAGAAGAGAUUUUGCUAAAGCUGCAGGAAGUCGAUCCUGAGAUGGCGAGAAGAUGGCAUCCCAAAGAGAGACGCAAGAUCCAAAAAUCUCUCGAAAUAUGGCUCAAGACUGGAAAGAAGGCCUCUGAAAUCUAUGCCGUGCAGGGGGAACGCAGGUUAAGAGCUCGCCACCAGAUCAUCGACGAUAUUUCCGACCCUGUUGAUCGCGAAGAUAGCAGCGUAGAUCCAGCAGGCCUGCGCUAUUCAACCCUCCUAUUCUGGUUAGAAGCCGAUCGGUCCGUGUUGAAAAGUCGACUUGAUGCUCGCGUCGAUGCCAUGCUAGCGAGUGGCCUUGCAGACGAGGCCCUCGCCUUGUCCAAGCUCGAAACGGAUUUGAUACAAAGGGGAGUCCUGGUGGACAAAAGCAUGGGCAUCUGGGUCUCGAUCGGUUACAAAGAGAUGGAACCCUGGGUCCAGGAGCAGCAAACCGUGAAUAUCGAUGCCUCAAAGAGUUCUCGCGCAUUGCAGGAAACGAUUGACUCCAUCAAAGCUCACACGAGGCAGUAUGCGAAUCGGCAAAACCGCUAUAUCCGUAUUCGGUUGGCGAACGCCUUGAACGCCGCCAACAGCCUAGAUAGGCUUUUCCUGCUCGAUUGCUCGGCUCUCCGACAAUGGGACCGCGCAGUCAUGGGGCCAGCAGAAAGGAUCACGGGGUCUUUUCUGAACGGUGACGACCUUCCGAAUCCCACAAGCCUUUCAGAUCUGGCAGCGCGAGUGCUCUCAGAGAUCGGCGAACGGGGCAUUGAGACUGACCGCCAGGCAAGAACCUGUGAAACCUGCGACAAGACACUCAUGACCGAGAAGGAAUGGCAGGUUCAUCUUUCGAGUCGUGGGCACAAGAAAGCCGUCGCGGCGCGUCGCAAGCGAGAACCUCAACAAGCUGGUGUGGCUGAACACUGCAAGGCGCGGUCUCCAACCACGUCGGCAGCUUAA